Messenger RNA from Solanum stenotomum, 483 nucleotides. RefSeq lists its product as uncharacterized. The coding region runs from base 1 to 483 and encodes 160 amino acids. The transcript is spliced from 2 exons. The record is from RefSeq and is a predicted model, not a curated record. NCBI's taxonomy places the organism in Eukaryota, Viridiplantae, Streptophyta, Magnoliopsida, Solanales, Solanaceae.
AUGAGUCUUUUUCAAACAGAAGUAAGGUUCUUGGGACAUCUUAUUUGCCAGGGAAAAAUCACUCCUAUUCAGCGAUCUAUUGAAUUCGCAUCAAAAUUUCCUGAUAUAAUUACUGAUAGAACGCAGUUUCAGCGUUUUCUGGGAAGUUUGAAUUAUAUUUCUCCCUUCUACAAGAACUUGUCUCGCGAUAUGGCUCCAUUAUACGACAGGCUGAAAAAGGAGCAUAAAAAACCGUGGAUUGAUAGUCUCACAAAUCUUGUUAAAGCAAUCAAAGAAAGAGUUAAGUCUUUACCUUGCUUAACCCUUGCCAAUCCCGCUUGGCCUAAAAUAGUAGAGAAAGAUGCGUCCAACAUAGGUUAUGGUGGAAUUUUGAAACAAAUUAACCCUCAUGAUAAGCACGAAUACCUUAUUCGGUUUCAUUCAGGAAAAGGGAGCGAUGCUCAACGAAAAUAUGCAACGAAUGGAACACCAUUGGAUGACUAA